Messenger RNA from Boleophthalmus pectinirostris (great blue-spotted mudskipper), 1497 nucleotides. Its product is annotated as uridylate-specific endoribonuclease-like. Gene Ontology annotation, molecular function: scavenger receptor activity; RNA endonuclease activity; polysaccharide binding. Lineage: Eukaryota; Metazoa; Chordata; Actinopteri; Gobiiformes; Gobiidae. Gene Ontology annotation, biological process: immune response. The record is from RefSeq and is a predicted model, not a curated record.
AUGAAGUUCAUCCUUGCUCUGGUAUUUUGGGUGGCUCUCUUCAGUCAGGGCUACACCAAUUCCCUGGACUCCUGCGUGGGGCGCUGUGACUAUGGCACAGACAGUGACUUCACCUGUCAGUGUAACACGGCAUGUGAGAGGUUUAGAGACUGCUGCUUCGACUACAGUCAAAUCUGUAAAUCCUCGUUCUCCUGUAAGAGUCGCUGUGGUGAAGCCUACAACUCUCAGAAUGAAUGUCACUGUAACUCCAAGUGCAGCCAGUACGACAACUGCUGCUCCGACUACAAUGAUGUGUGUGGAGCAUCGGGCAGUUCUGUCACUGACGCUGAAAUUAAGUCUGUGUCUGAGGCUCUUUAUGCUCUGGACUCAAACAAAGCGUCAGGAUCUCAGCUCAUCAUCGACCCUCAAACCCUGAUCUCCAACUCCCAGACGGGCGCUCAGACCGACUACUCCUCCAAACCUCUGUUCCGUUACCUGGACGAGGGCGCUCUCUUCUCCAGACCCACUUACGCCGCCCUGCUGGCCGUGUUGGAUAACUACAGGAGGAUGACGGGGCAGACGGAGAGCUUCACCCAGCAGCAGCUUCAGGAGCAGGAUCGCUUUGUGAGAGAGACCAUGUCCAACACCGCAGUGGGCAGGGAGCUCUUCAGUUUCCUCCGCAGUAAAGGCAUCUACUCUUCAGAGGAGGAGUUCAUUGAGGACCUGAAGAAAAUGUGGUUUGGACUUUACUCUCGCAGCAGCGGAGCCAUGGACUCCAGCGGCUUCGAGCACAUCUUUGCGGGUGAAGUGAAAGGAGGAAAAGUGUCUGGUUUUCAUAACUGGAUCCAGUUUUACCUCCUGGAGAAAAGAGGACAGCUCAACUAUUACAGUCACAGCUUCGACGGGCCGUGGCUUUCGUACCCGGACGUGCUGGGCAUGCAGUUUAACUGGAAUGGCUACUAUAAACAGGUGGGCUCUGCUAUCAUCGGCUGCAGUCCUGAGUUUGACUUCGCCCUCUACAGUCUCUGCUACAUCACACGUCCUGGGAAAAUGUGUUAUCUGAGUGUGGGAGGAAAGGAACUCCGGAUCCAGACGUACACGUGGGACAACUCCUCCUAUGGAAACGGAAAGAAGUAUAUCGGGUCUGCGUACCCGCCUCGCCAUGAGCAGCCAAUCACGAGCAGCCAUACUAAACACAGAAGGAAUACAUACAACAAUAAACAUGAUCUAACGCACACUGCUCAGAGCCCCCCCCCCCGUGACCCCCUCUCCCUCCCUCACCCCCGCGUCCCCCCCGUGCACCCCCCCUCCCACACGCGAUGCACCACGAGCCACGGGCCGGCCACGCGCGAGCCCCCCGCACCGCCGUCGUCCCGCGCGGGCGUCGUGUGUGUGUGUCGCCGCGAGGGGGGAGGAGCUUACGGCGCCGGGGUUAAAAAGCCCAACCGAGUCAAACGCGCUGACGCAGCUCCGAGAGGGACACCCCGACGCACCGCACGCUUCAUGGACGUCAACUAA